GCGGCCGCAGCAGUGUCUGGGGACCGCGGCGGCACGCUGGAGGCGGCCAUGGCGAGGCAGUACGACUCAGUGGAGUGUCCCUUUUGUGACGAGGUGACCAAAUAUGAGAAGCUCGCCAAGAUCGGCCAAGGCACCUACGGGGUGGUGUUUAAGGCCAAGCACCGCCAGACCGGCCGGAAGGUGGCUCUGAAGAAGGUCCUGAUGGACAACCAGCAGGCGGGCUUCCCCAUUACGGCCUUGCGGGAGAUCAAGAUCCUCCAGCUCCUAAAACACGAGAACGUGGUCAACUUGAUUGAGAUUUGCCGAAGCAAACCCUCCCCGAAUAACGGCUGGAGGGGCAGCAUAUACCUGGUGUUGGACCUCUGCGAGCAUGACCUUGCUGGACUGCUGGGCAACGUUUUGGUCAAGUUCACGCUGUCUGAGAUCAAGAGAGUGAUGCAGAUGUUGUUGAACGGCCUCUACUACCUCCACAGGAACAAAAUCCUGCACAGGGACAUGAAGGCUGCCAACGUGCUCAUCACCCGCGAUGGGGUCCUGAAGCUGGCAGACUUUGGGCUGGCGCGGGCCUUCAGCCUGGCUAAGAACCGCCAGCCCAACCGAUACACCAACCGUGUGGUGACACUCUGGUACCGGCCACCGGAGCUGUUGCUCGGGGCGCGGGACUACGGGCCCCCCAUUGACCUGUGGGGUGCUGGGUGCAUCAUGGCGGAGAUGUGGAUCCGCAGCCCUAUCAUGCAGGGCCACACGGAGCAGCACCAGCUCGCCCUCAUCAGCCAGCUCUGUGGCUCCAUCACCCCUGAGGUGUGGCCAAACGUGGACAGGCACGAGCUCUAUGGGAAGCUGGAACUGGUCAAGGGCCAGAAACGGAAGGUCAAGGACAGGCUGCGGCCCUAUGUGCGCGACCCCCACGCACUGGACCUCAUCGACAAGUUGCUGGUGCUGGAUCCUGCACAGCGCGUCGACAGCGAUGACGCCCUCGACCACGACUUCUUCUGGUCUGAUCCCAUGCCCUCGGACCUCAAGGGCAUGCUGUCCAACCACCUGACGUCCAUGUUUGAAUACCUGGCGCCGCCACGCUGGAAGGGCAGCCAGAUCACCCAGCAGUCCGACAACCGGAACCGCAAUCCCGCCACCAUCAACCAGACGCACUUUGAGCGCGUCUUCUGA
Molecule: messenger RNA, 1167 nt
Organism: Nycticebus coucang (slow loris)
Lineage: Eukaryota; Metazoa; Chordata; Mammalia; Primates; Lorisidae
Product: cyclin-dependent kinase 9-like
Exons: 1
Coding region: 49-1167 (372 amino acids)
Biological process (GO): protein phosphorylation
Cellular component (GO): nucleus
Molecular function (GO): cyclin-dependent protein serine/threonine kinase activity; ATP binding
Source: RefSeq, a predicted model, not a curated record